AUGGCUAAUAUAGUUCAGUUAGCCAAGCAACACCGAGCUAUGGCCAUUGAAUACGAAGAGAGGGGAGUAUUUGUUGGAGCCAUCCGCUCAUAUAAGCUCGCUGCGGAGGGCUUUCUGAAAGCCGCGAUGUUCUACGAGGACAAAGUCUGGAGCGAUAUGUACAAGAAGCAGGCCAUGGAUAUCAUAACUCGUUUAGAUCAGAUACACGAUGCUCAGGCCAAGGGUUUGCUACGACCCCCAAAGUCACCAAUUAGCGCCAAUAAGAACGAUGUGAGACAAGGUGCCCCUAGCAAGGAAAGUAAGGCGAGCGACCCUCUCAGUGCUGCUAUUUCUAAUGCAAUCGUUCGUAUGAAGCCUGACGUCAAGUGGGACGAUGUUGUGGGCCUGGAAAAAGCGAAGGAAGCUCUCAAAGAGGCCGUUAUUCUUCCAAUGAUGUUUCCCCAGCUCUUCCAAGGCAAGCGCGAGCCGUGGCGCGGGAUCCUCCUGUACGGAUGCCCCGGCACCGGCAAGUCGUUCCUCGCGAAGGCGGUCGCUGCAGAGUGUGACGCCACCUUCUUCUCUGUCUCGAGCUCGGACCUGGUGUCGAAGUACGUCGGCGAGUCUGCCCGCCUCAUCAAGGCCCUCUUCGAGCUGGCCCGCGCAGAGAAGCAGGCCGUCAUCUUCAUCGACGAGAUUGACGCCCUUGCCUCUGCUAGGGGCGGCGGAGAGGAGAGCGACGCGUCUCGCCAGAUCAAGACCGAGUUCCUCGUGCAGAUGCAGGGCGUCGGCAAGACCGGCGGGAACGUCCUGGUUCUGGGCGCGACAAACUACCCGGAGGCGCUCGACAGCGCCAUCCGCCGCCGCUUCGAGAAGCGCAUCGAGAUCGUCCUCCCAGACGCCGCUGCCAGAAAGAAUAUCCUACGAAGUGGUAUCGGCUCCACGCCUAACGUGUUGACAGAUAGUGACUUUGCUGAGCUAGGAGAAAAGACAGCCAAUUACUCUGGCUCCGAUCUUAGUGUAUUGUGCAGAGAGGCUCUCAUGGUUCCGAUUCGCGAACUACAGCGCGCUGAAUACUUCACUAAAAAGGACGGGUUCUACUAUCCAUGCGAAGCCAACGAUCCUGGUGCAGAGAAGCUUUCUCUAACCGAUUUCACACUCAAUAGUGACGAUAGAAAGCUCGGCGUGCCGCCGGUUACCAGGAGACAUAUGGACAUGGCCCUGAGUACUACAAAAUCCUCAGUUUCAAAAGCUGACAUAGAAAGAAUUAAUAUGUUUUCCAAAGAGUUCGGUGAAAGUGGUGCCUAUAAUCCAGACGUAGAAGCAGAACCAGAACAGAACCCAAGCCAUGAUCAACCGAAGGCAGAUUCAUCCGCUUCUGCGGGGAAUGCUGGUAAGAAGAAUACAUCUCCUGCAAAGAAGUCGCAUUCGAGGGCAUCUACGGGUGGAUCAAAAUCUGGAAAAACUUCCAAGUAA
This is a messenger RNA of Giardia duodenalis, 1452 nucleotides long. Its product is annotated as Vacuolar protein sorting 4b. The transcript has a single exon. Gene Ontology annotation, molecular function: ATP binding; ATP hydrolysis activity. The coding region runs from base 1 to 1452 and encodes 483 amino acids. NCBI's taxonomy places the organism in Eukaryota, Fornicata, Diplomonadida, Hexamitidae. Gene Ontology annotation, biological process: vacuole organization; endosomal transport. The record is from RefSeq and is a predicted model, not a curated record.